Cinara cedri is the source of this 8041-nucleotide messenger RNA. The record is from the annotation of a GenBank genome assembly. NCBI's taxonomy places the organism in Eukaryota, Metazoa, Arthropoda, Insecta, Hemiptera, Aphididae.
ACUAUAUAACUAGUAUUUUAAAGUUUAAGUAUAAUGUGUUAUUAAUAUUUAUUAUAACUGAAUUACAUCAUACCUAUUAUAAACUAUUAGUUUUACUUUCCAUGUUUAUGAUUUGCAAAGUUUUGAACCCGAAAUUCACCAGGACUUAAGUCUCGAAAGGUAAAAAGUAUAUUGAUAAACCUAAUUUUUUGUUUUUAUUUUAUUCCUUCUUCAGCAAAAUUCUCGAAAGAUUAAUUCUUAAAAGAAUUCUUCCAUGCAUCUCUUCCAAUUCCAUAUUAUGCAUCUCUUCCAAUUCCAUAUUACCUAAUACACAAUUUGGUUUUCGUACCGCUCAUUCCUAUCUCUUCCAAUUCCAUAUUACCUAAUACACACUCUUCCAAUUCCAUAUUACNUUACUAAUCAAAUCUUACCUCGCGGAUCGAUAUUUUCAGGUCAGAGUUGGCACAUCCCUUUCUGUUUUAGCAAAGAUUAGCGCAGCCGUUCCUCAGGGGGGCAUUCUUUCUCCUCUAUUAUAUAACAUCUAAGCUGCCGAUCAACCCACCUCUCUGAAUACAGCUGUUGCGGAGUUUGCCGAUGACAAGGCCAUUAUUCCUAUCCAUGAUAAUCCUCACACAGCUUCCCACAAUCUUCAACUCCACCUUGACCUCAUGGCUGAUUGGUAUAAAAAAUGGCGUAUCAAAGUUAAUCAAUCCAAAUCACACCUUACAACAUUUACUCUUCGUCUUACUCCCUGUCCUAUGGUGUCUCUAGACAAUAUUCAAAUCCCUUCCUCUCAAACGGCCAAAUACUUAGGUCUGACAAUUGAUCGUCGUCUCACUUGGUCACAUCACAUAAAAACUAAAAGGCUUGCCUUAAAUGCACGACUCCGCAUCCUUAAAAUCCUAAUCUCUAACAACAAACACACUCCAUUAAAUACUAAACUCUUAAUUUACAAAUCCCUGUUCAAGCCGAUGUGGACCUAUGGUCUUCAACUCUGGGGUAAUGCCAAAAUAUCCAAUACUAAUAAAAUUCAAACUUUCCAAAAUAAAUUCCUUCGCUUAAUUACAAAUUCUCCCCCUUACAUCUCAAAUCUAACUUUACACACCGAUCUAAAAAUGAAAUCAAUCCAUGAAGAAGCAGUAGCCUUUUACAAACGAUUCCACUCUAAACUCCCUUCUCAUUCCAACCCUCUCAUUUCGAACCUUGCCACUCUCACUAUUCCUGGGAAUCCUCCCAGAAGGCUCAAAAGGAAAUGGUGUCGAGACCUCUUCACUGUUUGAUUAAAAUAAAGCAAUAUAAAUAAAGAAAAAAAUAACCAUCAAGUAAGGGCAGUGUUACCACUGGGUGACUCCUCUCAUCAAUUCAUCAUGUUUAUAUUUUUUUUUCAUUUACCACAUAUUCUUAUUGUUCCUCAAGGAACAGAUUGUAUAUUUCGUAAAUAAAAUAAAAAAAUAAAAAAAAAUUGUAUUACUUAUAUUUAUUGUUAAUUUAAAACAAUAUCAAAAUACCUACUUAAUUUUCAAACAAAAAUUGUUAAUAAUUUUAAAAAAACGGAAUUUUAAAUAUUUCUAGCAUAUUUAAUUUAAUUUAGAGUCUGUUUGAGUAUAUCUGAAGUAUUAAUUAAAUAUUAAUUUCUGUAUUAGGUUUACCUAAAGAUUGGUACUUUUAAAAAUAAUUCAAAAUGAUAGAAAUCACUUGCAAUGAUAGAUUGGGGAAAAAAGUCAGAGUAAAAUGCAAUCCAGAAGAUACAAUUGGUGACUUAAAAAAAUUAAUUGCAGCUCAAACUGGAACUAAAUGGGAAAAGAUAAUCUUGAAGAAAUGGUACACGAUUUUCAAAGAUCACAUACGACUACAAGAUUGUAUCCUUUUAGUAUAAUUAAUACCUUUUAAAAAUGUAUACUGGUGUAGAAUCCAGUACUGACUAUCAAAAUAUUUUUAGUUGAUAGUUUUUCUUUUAGGCAAAUAUUUCUAAAUAUACAUUAUUUGUGAUUUUAAUAUAAACAAAACAAAUUCUAAUAAUAUUAUAACGUAUAUUUUUACUAUGGGCAAACUGUUUCUAAUUUGUACAUUAUUAUUUCAAAUGGAUUAUGUACUAUAUAUUUAUAUGACGUAAAGCUUUUAUUUCUACUUCUUAAUAUGAAUCUAACUAGUUCCAAAUAGUUCUCUUUGUUUGCUCAAUAUAUUGUGUGCAUAUUGACUGGUUAUUUUACAUAAGCAUCAUAAAUCCAUAAACCAAGUUAUUCAGUAGAACCCAAAAACCAUUUAACUUUUAACCAUGAUUACAUUGUUAUAUAUGUCUUACCAUCAUUAUUAUUUUUUUAACUAUACCAAUUAUUUGUUAUUGUAUAGGAUAUUGCUUAUAUCAUUUUAGUGUUGCUUACAACCCAAGUACUUACAAUUUUACCAUGACCAUUAACAAUUUUUUUCAAUCAUCAGAUGAAAGAUUCAACACCAGUAUAUAUGUGAUCAUUUUUAUCAUUAGAAUUAUUAAUACUUUAAACUGAUUGGUUUUUGAACUAAAAUUGCAAAUAACUGAACCCUAACUAAAUAGUAUUGUUUUUAGUAUAUUUUGUAAAACAUAUUCAUUUGUAUUACCUUUCAACUAGUUAUUUUAAUUAUAUUGUUAUUAUUAUAUUAUUGCAAACCAUACAAAGACAAGUGAAUAAAACUAUUAACUGAUACUAUUAAUAUGUAUGCAGUGACGUAUCUAGGAAGACUAUGGUUUUGUUAAAAUUGAAAAAUAAUAAUCAUUGCACACUGGGACAGUACGACCAUAUAGUCUGCUAUCCCAAUAGAACACUUCUUGUUUUUAGGUUGUGAACUAAUGUUUAUUAUUGUAAAUUUGUACUUUUAUAUUGGUAACAAUAAAAUUUUUUUCGACUUAAGAACUUGGUCCUUUCUUGAUGAAUGGACCAAUAGAUUUCAAUAGUGGUUAUUAAUUAUAUAUUUCAUUUAUUUGGUGGAUUUUAAAGGCUAUUUGUCCCCUUAUACUAUUCUUGAUAAUAGAGGAAUAAUGGAGAAAAACAAGGAUAUCAUGGUUUUUGUUAUCAAUUGUUUUAUAUUUUUAGUAAUUUGGUGAAUCUUUUCAUAAAUUCUUGCAGUUUUUUCCAAUAUUAAGACUUAUAUUAGAAUUUUCUGAAUGUAGCAUUUUUACAAUAUUCUGGAAUUUUUGAGUUAUUAAAACUAGUUAAAACUUUUGGUUAUUUAGUUUAAAAAAGAAAAAUUGUUCAUAGUGGUAAAAAUAAAAACUGAGUAUUGUGCCUAAUUUGUUUUGUAUGAUUUCAGUUCAAAUUUAUGAUAAAAUUCCUAAAAAGACGUUAACAAUUGAAAUUAAAAUUGUAGUUAAUAGUUUAUUUAUUGAAGUUAAUCUAACCUAAAGCUCUUAUAAUUACUUGAACAGUAGGCCAGAUAUUACCCAGUACACCUUGGUCAUUGCAUAAUUGGACUACUUACUCAACUAAGUACGAAUAAUUGUACUACACAAUUGUGUAUUUUGUAAAAUAAUCUCAAGAAAAAGACAUUUUAUAGUAAAAUACUGUUCUAUUUUACUUGCAUUCUUAGGCAGGAUGUAACAUGAAGAUCUGAUACCUGAAAUAAAUUUUGUUUUUUCUAAUAUCAUUCCCAUAUUUUAUAAUUUUUUUUUAAAAUAAAAAUUGUUUUUACAAAAUCUAAGAUAGCUAUUAUGAAUUUAUUUUAAAAUAAAAUUUUGGUGUUCAAAAUAUUUACAACUGAUAAAUAGUUAAAUUUAUAAAAUUGUUUGAACUUGACAAUUUAUCAUGGACUAAUUGUUGAAUUGAUUUUAAAUAUUGUACAUUUUAUAAAAUUGCUAUAAUGGUUUUAUAAAAACAAUUAUCUUUUUUGGCUUUUAAAAUAAAUAUAAAAUGUAGGAAUUAUACGCAAGGCUCUAUUAAUUAUUAGCAGACAAAUAUUAAAAAAGUUAUUUCAUAUGUCAGAUUUUUGUGCUACAUUCAGCAUAUAAAUAUAAUAUAAUAAGUAUGGUCGAAUUAAAAAAUCCUGAGUAUGCCACUAUAUAUCUGUACAUUUACAUAUUUAAUUUAAUUUGGUUAGGUAUAUUUAUUAUUAUUGUUAAGGAUGUAUACUUAAAAAUAAUUAUUAUAUUCAUUUUUAACAAAUUAAUGAAUUUGCUAUUAAACUGGUUAGGUAUAAUCGCAGUUUAAUAUAAGAUGGUUACAGAAUGAUCAUUAUUCAUUUAUUGUCUAUAGUUUUAGAUGGCGGCAAAACAUCUUGUAUGAUGUAUUUUCAAUUGGUAUAUUAUUAUUUUCUUCUUUCACUGUAGGCUCCCAAGUGAAUAAUAUUCGAAACUUUCUUAAUUAUAAAUACAAUUUUCUUAAAUUGUGCUAUUUGUCAUUAAAUAUACAAUUUAAUUAGCCAACAAAUUUAAUUUUAACUAUCUUAAUUGUUAAUAAUUCUUUAAUUUCUUGGAAUGUUAUAUUACAAUAAUCCAUUAGAUUACACUACUAUGAAAGAAGUUUUUUUAAGUAGGUUAUUAUUAUUACUCUGAACAUUUACCGAAUACUUUAAUAGUUAUCACUGCCUGUUGUGUAACCAUUCUAUCUAUAACUAUGGGUAGAAUUAACACCAAAAAACAAGUUCUUAUUAUAUACCAAUAUCUAUUGUUAAUAUAUUUUUUUUAAUAAAAUUUGGAUUCUUUAGUUCUAACUUAUCAUCACCAUAGUUUAAAUUAUAAAUUAUUAUUCAACAUUUAUAUUGAAAAUAUAUUGAAAUAACAAUUGUAUGUGAAAUAACUGAAAAUUUUGGGAUUGUAGUAUGUAUGCACAGGGUUUUUAGUUAUAAUAAAUGAAGUUACGAAGAAAAUACAAGGCAAAGUACUUUUAUGGAUAUUGUUAGCAGAUAAAAUAUCAUUAAUAGAAAAUCUGGAAGAAGUUAACAGUAGAUUUGAAGAAUAGAAUAAAAGGGGUUAAGGAUGAGUAGGAGUUAGUAUAUAGAUGAGAUUGAAUCUUUUGUACUAAAGAAUGGAGGCUUUGACAUAGACAUGAAACAUAGGAUGAAGUGUGAUUCUAUAAAUUGAACAAAAGCGUCAGGUAUUUUAUGUGACAAGAGAAUUCCAAUAAGACGUGUUUUACAAGAAUAUUAGAAUAGCAGGUGAAAAAUAAGACUGAGAAUGAAUAGCAUAAAUCAGAAUGCUAAUUUUACUUAUAUAGAAUGAUGAGAGAAUAUAGGACAAGGAGGAAGUACAUAGGGGUAAUAUAGGUGUAAGUUAGCAAAUGCGUGGCUUUGAUAGUAAAUAAAAUUAGAGAAAAUAGUCUCGGAUGGUUUAGGUAUGUCAUGAGGAUAGAGGAAUCAGAAGCAUUAAGAAUUUGAAUGCAAAUAAACAUAGGAAGAAAAAGAUGGAGAGGAAGGCCGAAAAAGAGUAGUUAGACAUAAUUGAAAAUAAUACGAAGAUAGCCAAUGUAUGUGACUUGAGAAAUUGGGUUAAAUAGAGGUUUAGAACGAAAGUAGCCACUCAAAUAGUUGUAAUUAAGGUAAAGGAGAGGAAGAUUUUAAAAACACUAUUAUUGAAUUUGUAUUGAAGAACUAAAUCAUUACAUAAAUUAAUUUUAUAUAAUUAUAAUUUUUCACAGUUUAAAAUUGUAAAUCAAAGAUGAUUAUUUAUAAUAUAAUAUAAUAUAUUUUUCCUUAAUAAAAAUUAUCUUCAGAUGAAAUUCAUGAUGGUAUGAAUAUUGAACUUUAUUAUCAAUAAAUACAAAGAGUUAAAAUUAAGUCAAUUGUUUUUUUUAUUUUAAUACAUGUAAUUUAAAUAAUAAAGAUAAUACUCUAAAAUCAUGUUCAUAAAUUAUUCGCACAAAAUUAAAUACAAUAUCAAUUUUAGUUUGUUUUUUUUUUUUAUGUAUAAUUUCAAAUUUGUAGACUGAAAUAAUUAAUAUACAUAAUUUGUUGUAAAUUUAGUUCAAUGUAGUCUAGAUGCAUUGACAUUAUUUGUGUGGAUUGGUACCAAUCCUUCUGCUAGUUCAUAUUGUGUGCUAUUUUCACUAUUUAGUAGAUCUCUUAUAUGUUGCACAAUCAAAUCAAUAGCAACUGUAAAAUAAGUUGUUUAAUAAUCAUAGGCCAUUCUAACAAUAUCUUGUAAAGUGUUUGUUAGCACUGUCAGUUAACCGACAGAAUUUUUUUUAAUUUGUAGUAGAAAUAACUGCUGGUAAGCACUAACGAUCACUAUACAGGAUAUUGUGAGAACAUUGUAUAACUGUACAAUAAACAAUUAUAAAUGCCUUCUUAUUUUUUUAAAUUAUCAAAAACAUCUGCUUAUAAAUAAUAAUAUAGUAUUUUUAUACAUAUACAAAAAGGUCAAAAAGCAAGUAACUCGCAAUUCUAUAAUUUUAAUUAUUUUAAAAGUGACAAUUUUCCAUUCCAUUUAAUAUAUUUUACGUAAUUAUACAUUAUCAACAAAUAAAUAUUUACUUUUUGAGUUGUAAAAAUAAUCAGAUAACUUUAAAAUAUCCUAGUAAGUGUUAUCUUGAAAUAAUUACUGUGAAACAUUAAUUUAAAAUAAAAAUUACAUAGUAUUCUUUUAUUAAUUAUACAUUUGUUAAAAUGAAAUUGUAUUUAUGUAUAAUUUAUUAAUUUCAUUAAUGAUAUAUGUAUUAAUUCUAUUAUCCAUGUUUUUCCAUGUAAUUCUGCUAGACUUUAAAUAAUUUAAUAAACUUGCAAUUAAAAUGUAGUAUAAUAAAAUAUUUUGGUAUUAGAUUCAGAGUGUAGCAAGGGAUCAAUUGGUUUACUAUGAUAUGUUAUUUUGAUGAAAAUUGUAUUUAUUACUAUCCUUCAAAACGUGUAGAACCUAUCUUCACUCCGAAUAGUUUUUUAUUUACAAUAGUUUAUCGUUAGUUACAGGUAUUAAAUAAAUAACUUUAUGUAUCCACCUUUUCACCUUCCCAACUACUAACAUACAACAAUGGCUGUACCCGUCCCCAGUAUUGGCUCUUUUAGAUUCCGAGCGUUACGAGGGAGCUAUUGAUUUAAUUAAAAUGUUUAUUUCUUUUAUUCUUUGUUCUAGUCUGUGGACAUGUUUUUUUCUAGUAAACUUGCUCCGAUUUUUAUGUGUAGCAACUUUUCUGAAAGCUCAAGUUCUCUAGAUAAUACUUCAAAGAGGUCAUUUUUUUGAUUUUUAACACCAUUUUUUUUUAUAAAAGCAAUUAAGUGGGAAAAAUAUAAGAAAAUGUACAAUUUCACAAUUUCAUUUUUUUAUAAAACCACGAAAGACAUUUUCUACCAGAAAAAUGAUUUAAUCAAAAAAUCAUAAGACAACUUUUUUGUUUCCUUUUUGAUUUAAUUCUUUAGAGUAUCAUCGUCAAAACUUUUGAGCUUUUAAGGAAUUUUAAUUUUUGAGAGUUUUUUACUAUAAUUCGGUUAUAAAUGUACAUAGAGACUUAAAACUUGGUAAUAAUAAUGAUAUAUGACUUACCUAGAUGUGGUAAAAUUUCCAAAAUAACCAGAAAACUUUCUUUAAUAAGUAUUUUGAAAUAAAAUUUAAAUGAAAAUUGCAAAAAAUAAUAUGGCGCUUCAAAUUAUGUAUUACCGAACUGCGCUUGGAAUUAUCUUUCGUCAAGCAAUAGUUUAUUGUUGCUUACAGAUAUAAAUGAAAUAACCUUAUGUAUCCUACCUUCCCAACUUCCCACCUAUAAAAAUGGCAGCUUCCAUCCCCAGUAUCAGCUCUUUUUUUUUUUAUAUCUUUGUUCAAACUAAUUUUAUCUUAUUGGUUUUACAUUUUUAAUUUGUUUGUUUUAAGAAUACAAAUUACAAAUGUUGAAAAAUAAAUUGUAAAAUUACAUUAUAGUGAGAAAAGAAACAUACCAAUAUUUUCGGCUCCUCUUGGUAUAAUAAUAUCAGCAAACUUUUUAGUCUAUUACAAUAAAAAAUUAAUUAUUAAAAAAAAAAAAAUGUAUUUUUGAAUCGAAAUAAUUAAUAGUUAUAAAAAUUAUUAGUUUACUGGUAAACAAAAUUCUUCAAAAGCUGGUUUUACAAAAUUCAUAUAUUGAUUUAAAACUUGUUCUAAAUCUCGGCCUCUUUCAUUAAUAUCUCUUGGAAC